Didymodactylos carnosus is the source of this 819-nucleotide messenger RNA. Lineage: Eukaryota; Metazoa; Rotifera; Eurotatoria; Philodinida; Philodinidae. The record is from the annotation of a GenBank genome assembly.
AUGUUUACACAUAUUCCCUUAAUUGACUUUGAUCCUUUUCUGAAUGGAACAGAUGAAGAUCGUCAAAAAGUAUCAUCACAAAUAGGUGAUGCUUGUCGUAAUGUUGGUUUUUACUAUUUAUCAAAUCAUGGUGUAUCAUCAUCACUUAUUGAACGUGUUUAUAAACAAGCCCGACGUUUUUUUUCUCAAUUAACUGAAGAAAAAAUGAAAUUUUAUAUUGGUUCAUUUGCAGAAGUUUUAAAAUGGACUGAAAGCCGAAGUGCAACAUAUUCCGGUACCACUAAUAUUUUCACUGAAGAAGUCGACGUUGCGGUAGUAUUUAAUGGUUGGAUCAUUCCCAUGGAAAAAUUGAUAUUUUAUAUUGGUUCAUGUCCAUAUGGAAAUAAUCGAGGUUAUACACCAAUGUUUGAAGAAAGAUUAAGCCCUAAAGGUGAUCUUAAAGAAGGUUUUGAUUUAGCAAUGGAAUCACCAGCUGAUGAUAAAGAUCGAAUAAAACGAGGUGCUUCUUUAUAUAGACCUAAUUUCUGGCCUGAUAAUCUCGAAGAAUUUUGCGAGUGUAUCUAUGAUCAAUAUUAUUUAACAAUGGUUUCUCUUAGUCAGCGACUCUUAGAAGCUUUUAUUUUAGCUCUUGGUUUACCUUACGAUUAUUUCAAAUCAAUGUGUCAAAAACCAAUGGUAAGCAUGCAUCUUCUUUAUUAUCUACCACAGCCAAUAUUUAUUGAUGAAGAUCAAUUUGGUUGUGGGGCACAUACUGGUUAUGAAUGUUUUGCACUUCUUUCUCAAUCAGGUUUUCAAGUACUUAAUAAUAAAGCUGAAUAG